This is a messenger RNA of Cheilinus undulatus (humphead wrasse), 5562 nucleotides long. Its product is annotated as macrophage-stimulating protein receptor-like. Lineage: Eukaryota; Metazoa; Chordata; Actinopteri; Labriformes; Labridae. The record is from RefSeq and is a predicted model, not a curated record. The transcript has 21 exons. Gene Ontology annotation, biological process: phagocytosis; cell migration; protein phosphorylation. Gene Ontology annotation, cellular component: signaling receptor complex; membrane. Gene Ontology annotation, molecular function: ATP binding; transmembrane receptor protein tyrosine kinase activity; protein binding. The coding region runs from base 214 to 4350 and encodes 1378 amino acids.
GCUGUCAGGUGAGUGUGCGGCUGCAGGUCAGGGAGAGGAGCUUUGCCAAUACGAGAAUACACUCUGGUGAAAAUAAAAACUUAUUUUAACCUCUUUUCAGGGAAAAGCGAUAUUACCCAGCUUUACAAAUGCUUCACCUGUUUCUCCAGCAUGUUCUCUCUGAGGAAAAGGUCUCAUAGGUAGCAUUCAAUCACCUCGGACCGUGACGUGGAAAUGGUCACCUGGGCUGCCUUGCUGACUAUAUGUAUAUGGAUCCAAACACAAACUGCCUCAGGACAGCACAAAUGUCCCUUUACUCCACGCACGUCAGUGGAUUACACUGUAAAAUACCCCCUCCCUUACUUCCAAACAGACAAACCCAUACAAAACAUAGCUGUGAAUGGGAUUUUGGAUCAGACUGAGGUGUAUGUUGCAAGCCAGAAUGUAAUAGAGGCAGUUAGUGCUUCUUUGGAGAAGAUAUGGGAGGUGAGAACUGGACCUGUUGGCAGUGCUGAGUGUGAAACCUGUCAGGUGUGUGACAUAGAUGCAGACCCAGGAGAUCCAGUGGAUACAGAAAAUGAGGUUUUGAUUAUUGAUUUUGCUGUUUUUCCUAAUCCUUACUUAUAUACAUGUGGAAGUACUCAACAUGGGAUCUGUCACUUCAUGGAGGUCGGCUCCUCAAAACCUGAGCCUCAGUGUUUGUACAAAUACGAGAAAAACUCUCCUUCAAACUGUCCAGACUGUGUGGCCAGUCCACUUGGCACCAAGGUGACCAUUGUUGAACAGGGAUUCAUAUCGCUCUUCUUCGUAGCAGCUUCUGUCAACAGUGAUCUGGCGAACAGAUAUCCCCGGAAGUCAAUAUCAGCAAUGAGGCCGCUUUCUACUGAAGACGGCUUUGAGAGGAUCAACAAGGGCCUGACAGUGCUUGAGAGCAUGCAGGAUUCAUACAGGAUCAACUACAUCUACAGUUUUGCCACCAAGGAUUUUGUGUACUUUCUGUCCCUCCAGAGGGAAAACCCACCAAGGAGCGAUACAGCUUUCCAGACUCGACUUGGACGUUUGCCAAUUGCAAUUCCAGAGGUGUGGAUGUACAGGGAAGUGGUCCUGGAAUGCAGGUAUGACCCUAAACGUAGGAGAAGGAGAAGAAGUGAUGUGUACAGGGAUGUUGUUUACAACGGGCUGCAGGCGGCCUACUUUGGGAAAGCAGCAGCAAAGUUGGCAGAAGAGCUUGGGGUGGAUGAGACGGAGGAUAUUCUGUACGGAGUGUUUGCAGAAGUGAACAAUACAGGGCAGCCAAAAAAGAGCUCAGCCCUGUGUGCCUUCCCUUUGACUAAAGUGAACCAAGCCAUUGAUGCAGGUGUGGAGGCGUGCUGCAAGUCAGGGACAGAGCAGCUGUCCAGAGGUCUCUGUCACUUCCAGCCGUGUGAGAGCUGCCCACAUGAAAGCUCUGAAGGCAACAACACGUGCACAACCAAACCCACUCUGGUGUCGAAACCGUUCUACAGACUGGAUCUUUUCAACAGGCAAAUGAGAGACGUCCUUUUCACCGCUCUUUUGGUCACAACUAUCGAGGAUCAGACGAUUGGCCACUUUGGUACCUCAGAUGGCCGGAUACUGCAGGUGGUUCUUAGUCUGAACACGCCUACUGUUUUUGCCAACUAUUCUCUUGAUGGAUCAGCGGUGUCCAGGAACGCAGCUGUGUACUCAGAAGAUUCACUUCUCUUCAUAGUGGGAAAUAAGAUGUUUAAAGUGCCCUCUGCAGGACCAGGGUGUGCACAUUUUACGACCUGCUCCAAAUGUUUGAAGGCUCCACUCUUCAUGAACUGUGGCUGGUGUUCGGGAAUCUGCUCAAGGCAACAUGAGUGUUCCUCACAGUGGAACAAAGACUCCUGUGCGCCUGUCAUAACAGAGUUUUUCCCAAAAAUGGCUCCUGCUGCCGGCGAGACAGAGAUGACACUGUGUGGCUUCGAGUUUCGGUCUCCUCGGCCUCCUAGCAUCAUCAACAGACAAACCCACAACAUCACAGUGGGCUCUGGGACACCAUGUCUUCUACUUCCUUGGAAGGGCAGUAGUGAACAGCUGGUGUGCAGGAUUCAGCAAAGCAGUCCAAACGAGAAUCUCACCAUCACUCUGGAUGUGAAUGAGGGAAAAGGGAAAAGUGACUACUCCAUUAAGGGCACAGCUCGGACGUCUGGCUUCUCACUUGUGGAGCCGAGCGUAACAGAAAUCAGUCCUGACUAUGGACCCGUGUUUGGAGGAACAGCGCUGACACUGACAGGCAGAUACCUUAACUCUGGGAUACAGAGAGAUGUCUAUUUAGGCGAAAAAAAGUGUAAAAAUCUAAGUACUUCUAAGGAGAGUGAAACUCUGACCUCAAUCACCUGCAACACAGCAGCUGUAACUGGUCAGGGGAAUGUGUCUGUCAGAGUCUUCAUUGACAAAUAUGAAAUGAAGACUACAAAGACAUUCUCCUACAGGAAAAACCCUGUUAUAACAUCUGUGCAACCUCUCUGCAGUUUCCAGAGUGGCUCCAAGCUGGUGAUAGAAGGUCAGAAUCUUGACUCUGCACAUGAAACUGUGAUUCAAUACACUCCAAGAUCAUCCCAUGAGCCUCUUCGACAUGUCUGUAGUGGAACUAAGAAUGCAACGCAUAUGGAGUGCUGGGCCCCUGCUCUUCCUGAGGAAAUGCCAGAAGACAAGUCUGACACCGGAGACAUUUUUAUUCACAUGGAUGGAAAAAGUAAUAUCUGGAAGAGACGUUUCGACUACCAUCCUGAUGUUAAAGUCAUUCCCUUUGAAAGUGAUGAUAAUUUAUUACCACUAAAACCAGGAGAAACAGAAGUUUCACUGCAUCAUAGCAAACUGAAUACAGUCAGCACAUGCAUGAAGAUCAUUAUGACCAUUGGGGGUGUGAACUGCAAUGCUCAGGUUCUCUUAAAUGAGCUGACAUGCAGGAUCCCUAAAGGUAUGAUUAUUCCCAGCGAGGGAUUGCCAGUUAAGGUGUUUGUGAACGGUGAAGUCUAUGACGUGGGUACAGUGGUGAACAAUGAUACCAACCAGGCCACUGUGAUUGUGGGCAUUGUACUUGGAAUCCUGGCUGCUUUGGUAGUCGGUGCCUGCCUCGCAUUAGUGGUGAUGAUUCACUUGAGGAAGAAAAAGCGAGCUAACAUAGAGAAUCGAUUAUCAACGAUGCUUUCCCGGAACCGCGGGGGGAGUGCCAAUAAUUCCUCCCCUUCAGGUGACUACAGAAGAAUAGAUCUGUCCAGUCAAACAUCGGGUUCAGGAGGAAUGGCUUUUCAAGGAUUAUUAUAUGCUGCCAGCUAUGAUCAUCUGGCCAUCCCCUUAAUGCCCAGAGAUACGAUCUCAAUGGUCAGUCUGAGCUCUGACCUCCUCGAGGAGGUCAAAGACGUCCUGAUCCCUGCUGACAUGCUCCGAAUUGAGGAUAGCCAGGUCAUUGGCAAAGGCCAUUUUGGAACAGUUUAUCACGGAUACCUGAUAGACAGCAACAAGCAAGAGACCCACUGUGCUGUCAAAUCAUUAAACAGGAUCACAGAUUUGGGGGAGGUGGAUCAGUUCCUCAGAGAGGGCAUCAUCAUGAAAGGUUUUCACCACCCAAACAUACUAUCUCUGCUGGGCAUCAUGCUGCCAAAAGAAGGGCUACCUCUGGUGGUGCUACCGUACAUGAAGCAUGGGGACGUACGGCAUUUCAUCCGCUCAGAGAAAAGGAGCCCAACAGUCAAAGACCUGAUUGGCUUUGGGCUUCAGGUUGCCAAAGGUAUGGCGUAUUUAGCCCAGAAGAAAUUUGUCCACAGAGACCUGGCUGCACGGAACUGCAUGCUGGAUGAAACCUUCACUGUGAAGGUGGCUGAUUUUGGCAUGGCAAGGGACAUCUACGACAAAGAGUAUUACAGCAUUCAAGACCACAAACGGGUGAAGUUGCCAGUGAAGUGGAUGGCCAUCGAAAGUCUGCAAACACAAAAGUUUACAACCAAGUCUGACGUAUGGUCGUAUGGUAUAUUAAUGUGGGAGCUGCUAACCAGAGGUGCAAGCCCGUACCCAGAUGUGGACCCGUAUGACAUCACGCACUAUCUAUUGAAGGGACGUCGGCUUCCACAGCCUCAGUUUUGCCCUGAUACCCUUUAUUCCAUCAUGUUGGCAUGUUGGGACCCGGAGCCUGAGUGCAGACCCAAUUUCAGCAGCCUGGUGUCAGAAGUACAACACAUCCUAUCCUGUCUGGAAGGAGAACACUACAUUGGUCUGAAGGUACACUACGUCAACUUGGACCAACCGAGACCUUACCCGUCCUUGACUGGAUCUGCAGACGAGGCUGAGGCCUCAGAUUCUGAUGCGGACUCUCGUGCUGUUAGCUGAGGAUCACCAGCCCCAAGACUCUAUGGUACAGACACAACGGCUGCAGCAGAUGAAAGGGUUUGCUGCUCAUCCAAAGGACACUAUGCCACUUCUAAACUCUUAUGUGAGCUCAGACAGUAAUGCUAAGAGGUCUCCAUGCCUUUUCUGAUUUUCUGAUAGCUUAAGCAUUUAUACGGAAAGGUUGCCUGGCACUGGAGCAAAUUCCCAGCUGGCAUGGAGACAAAUAAACAUUCACACCUUCUUCAAUAGUCUAAUUUAAUUCGUCCAUGAAACUAUCCUGGGCUCUAGGAGGAAGCAGAAACAUCUGGAAACAACCUGCACAAGGAGAACGUGCAGGCGUCAGCCUGAAGCAGGUUUGAAUUUAGAGGAAGCAUCACCAAUCAAUAACUGCUGCCGCUGUUUGUUUGUAUCAAAAUAGAGACAACACGCUGGAAAUGUUUGUUCAGACAUCUGAAGCACAAGUGUGAAUGAGACAAAAUGAAUGUAAAAAUAUGCCUUUGUUAAUAGACUUGUAGAAUAGGAUGUAGGUUUACAAGAGACAGUGUUAGUGUUGUAUAGAUACAUGGUAUGUCUUUACACCGUUACAUAAGACUUUUAGACAGGGGUCUAUAAUGCUGACAUGUUCUCAGGGGUCACAUAUUGAUGUUCUCAUGUAUUUUCUUGCUGUUUAGCAGCAGCAUCUAGAUGAAACCCAUUCAUGUAGGGCUUUAGAUUGUGGUGUCAACACAAGAGGCUGUGAACAUGUGUUGUAAUUGCACUGGUUGCUGAAUCUACUCAGAUUUUGAAGCACAGAUACUGAAAAGCUCUGCAGCCACUGAAUUAUACAUGGAGCUGUCUGAUCUGUUCAAAAAUCAGCCUAGGCUUACAAACAAACCUAGAUCCUCUCUUCAACACUAGAGGGCAGCAGAUGCCUCCUCCUGAAGCGGCUGCUGCUGGUGCAGUGAUGCUCUACACUACAGCAGACAGGCUGACACUAAGGUGUUACACAAACAACACGCCUAUAAUCAUUUAAACCUCAGAGCAAACGAUAUCAGCAUGUCAAUCUCUCCAAGACGAACUGUUUUCAAUUUUUUUUCCUGCCUUUAAUUUAACUGAUCGCCACAGCAAAUCAGACAAUCCCAAGAUUUUCUCAUUUUGGCACUGAAUUUCCUUUUUUUUUUUUUUUUUUUUUUUUUUAAUAGGACUGAUAAUGCCAGAAAAAUGCAGUUUUCA